Messenger RNA from Colletotrichum graminicola M1.001, 1326 nucleotides. RefSeq names its product endonuclease/Exonuclease/phosphatase. Bases 1 to 1326 code for a protein of 441 amino acids. Gene Ontology annotation, molecular function: sphingomyelin phosphodiesterase activity. The record is from RefSeq and is a predicted model, not a curated record. The transcript is spliced from 2 exons. Gene Ontology annotation, cellular component: cytoplasm. NCBI's taxonomy places the organism in Eukaryota, Fungi, Ascomycota, Sordariomycetes, Glomerellales, Glomerellaceae.
AUGAAGCCUACCGGCCUCAAGAUGCUCCUCGCCGGAGGCGCCUUGUCGUCCGGCGCGCUCGCACAGGCCACCAGCGGCGACCUCACCAUCCUCUCCAUGAACGUCGCCGGCCUGCCACAGUUCCUCCAGAACAACGAGGUGCCCGGUGACAAGACGACAAACUCCAAGACCAUAGGCACGCUAUUCAGUGCGUACAAUUACGACAUCAUCAACGUACAGGAGGACUUCAACUAUCAUGCCUACAUCUACCAGACAGACAGACACGCGUACCGUACCGCCACAUCGGGCGGCGUCCCGUUCGGUUCCGGCCUCAACACCCUCUCCAACUAUAACUGGGUCGACUUCGAGCGCGUCAAGUGGAACACGUGCUCCGAUGCCUCGAGCAACGACUGCUUGACCCCCAAGGGCUUCACUUUUAUGCGUGUGCGCCUCGACGAGGGCGUCUACGUCGACGUCAUCAACUUGCACACCGACGCCGGCACCGAGGCCGGCGACAGCGUGGCCCGGAACAGCAACCUGAAGCAGGUCGCCGACUACAUCGACGCCAACAGCGCCGGCAACGCCGUCCUCAUCUUCGGCGACACCAACAGCCGCUACACCCGCCUCACGCCCGAUGACAUCGGCAUCUUUGGCACCCAGAACGGCAUGACGGACUCCUGGGUCCAGCUCGUCCGCGACGGCGUCGUGCCCACCGCCGAGACCUUGUGCGACAACCCCAGCACCACGAGCUACUGCGAGACGGUCGACAAGAACUUCUACCGCGGCAGCCCAGUCCUCAACCUCGAGGCCACCGCCUGGAACUACGCGAGCGAGAAGUUCCUCCAGCCCGACGGCAACAUCCUCUCGGACCACAACCCCAUCGCCGUGAACUUCACCUGGUCGCUGUCCUCCACCCUCCGCCAGUCCGACUUCUCCGGCGGGCCCCACGGCACCUGGUUCUCCGACCUCCCCGCGCUGGCCGGCAAGUCCAAGCCCAAGGCCGCCACGCUCAACUUCAGCGGCGACGAGCGCCUCGACUCCGUCGGCCUCACCCUCACCGACGGCACCGCCUUCAAGCACGGCGGCUCCGGCGGCACGGCCGCGACGCUCGCCCUCGACGCCUCCGAGUUCUGGACCGCCGCGACGCUCUGCACGGGUCAGAAGAACAACCGCACCCGCAACUUCUACAUCCAGGCGACGACCAGCACCGGCAGGACGCUCCAGUCGGGCACGCAGACCUCGGACUGCACGAAGUACACGGCGCCGGCCGGGUGGCAGAUUGUCGGCUUCUUGGGUCGCGACGGCGACGAGGUGGACAGACUAGCCUUUGCUUAUGCGCCACAGUAG